Molecule: messenger RNA, 1178 nt
Organism: Amborella trichopoda
Lineage: Eukaryota; Viridiplantae; Streptophyta; Magnoliopsida; Amborellales; Amborellaceae
Source: RefSeq, a predicted model, not a curated record
UCACAUUUUUCUCCCUAAAACUCCAUGCAAGUUCGGCAAACAUGCCGCCCAUCAAUGGCAUAGAUCAUGAUAUUGAAGAGAGCGACAUUGUGCAUUAUCUACCAGAACACAUCAUUGGUAAGAUAUUGAUCAACUUGCCAGUUAAGUCUCUUCUGCGAGUUAGGUGUGUAUGCAAGUCUUGGCGCAACAUCACCGUGCACUCGAAUUUCAUUCAACAAUACAAUGUCAGACGCAGAGUCAGACACAGAUUGAAGAAUUCCUUUUUGCUGCAACAACUCAUAAACCCUUCAUGUCAUCGUUGUUUAGUUGCUCGCGAAGAUCAAAUCUUUCAAGUAUUUAUACAACACUGGGACAUCCAAUUUGGCGAGACGAUAGUCCAUUCCGCCUCCGCUGGCCUCCUGUGUUGCGAAAGCUGGGCACAAGGGGGACAGUUCUUCGUUUGCAAUCCCACAACGAGAGAGUUCAUUGAGCUCCCAAGAGCCAACUCGGACAUUGGAACUUGUUGCAUAGCGAUGGUUGCUCAAACUUCUGAGCCUUACGAUUACCAAGUAGUGCGCCUCUCCAAUUAUGAGCAUUCGGAUUCGAUUUUGAAAUGUGAGGUCUUCAAUUCACAUUCUUGGAUGUGGAGAUUAAUUAGAAUUGUACAUCUACAUCAUGGUUACGAAUUGGACACGAGUUCUAGUGUAUUAGUUAAUGGAGUAUUCCAUUGGAUAGUUCAUAUUAACAUUGAGGAUGAGGAUGAAGAUGAAGAUGAGGAUGAGAAUGGCAGUCCCUACAUAUUGGCACUACAUAUAGAUGGCACUGGCUUCGGCGAGAUAAUCGGCCCACGACUAGAGUGGGCCUCUCGUAUUGCAGAGAGUGAAGGGAAUCUAUGCGUAGUUUAUGACUUGGAUAUUCAGUUUGAGGUGUGGGUUUUAAGAGAUUUUGUCAAAAGGGAUUGGUUUAGAAAAUAUGUAGUAAACUUGGAAACAAUUGCAGUGGCAUCCAAUUGGCACUGCUUGGGUUUACUAGAAGAAAACAUGUUUAUAGAGAAAGAUAAAAAGGACCUAUAUUUUUAUUAUGUCAAAAGUGGAAGGUUUAUGGAGAUUGAGCCUGGUUGCCCAGUGACAGAAAUUGAUGAAUUUUUGCCUAUUGAGUAUAGUCUCUUGCCAUGUAAGAGGAUUGUUAGGUCCAGUUAA